CCCACCCCUCGCGCCAGCAGCAUCCGGGUCCUUCCGUGCGGUGCAGCAGGUCGGUAGGCGGGAAAUGGCGACGGGCCGCUGCCGGGGCUGCUGCUGAGCGGCGGUCAGUCCCGGCCGCUGGGAAGCCGGAGAAGGAAAAGACGGACAGGAAGGAAGGGAAACGGAAGGAAGGGAGGCGAGAAGAAAGGAAGGAAGGGAGCGAGGAAGAAGACGAAGGGCUUCCAGGGACGCCCUUCCCUCAGAAGCCUCCCUCUCGCGCCCCUCAGCUUUACAUGUGAUACCAACAAAAUGAGGCUGAGAACGCGGAAAGCUUCUCAGCAGUCAAAUCAAAAUCACACACAGCGCAUGUUGAGGGUGAAGAGGAAAUACUCAGAGGUGGAAGAAAGCUUACCUGUUGGUGGAGGGAAGCCGCAGAAAAAUGAAACUGGCUUAUUGUCUUCCAUCAAAAAGUUCAUCAAAGGAAGCACCCCAAAGGAUGAGAAAGAACACCCUGCAAAGAGAAGUAGGAUCGAGCGGGAUAUAGAUGACAGCCUGAUUAUAUCCACUUCUCGAACAGGAGACAAACCGAACAAACAGCUCCCUCGAGUGAGGAGGAAAAGUCAAGUGAAUGGAGAAGCUGGAAAUUAUGAAAUGACAAACCAGCAUGUUAGGCAAAAUGGGAAGUUGGAGGAUAAUCCUGCCACUGGCAGCCCCCCGCGAACUACGUUACUGGGGACCAUAUUCUCUCCUGUCUUCAAUUUCUUCUCACCAGCAAAUAAAAAUGGUUCGGCUGGCUCAGAGUCUCCCGGCCAAGCCGUGGAGGCUGAAGAGAUCGUGAAGCAGCUGGACAUGGAGCAGGUGGACGAGAUCAUCACCAGCACCGCUGCCUCGGCCAAUGGAACCCCUUACGCCAGCCAAGUGGCGCAGGUCAGAUCGACAAUCAACAACGGCCUGGAGGAGGCCGAGGACGUGACAGAUCGCGACCUGCCUCCACUCACUGCGCCUGUGUCUCCCGACAGCGGUUACUCAUCAGCUCACGCAGAAGCCACCUACGAAGAAGACUGGGAAGUCUUUGAUCCGUACUACUUCAUCAAACACGUCCCCCCACUUACAGAAGAACAACUUAACCGGAAACCUGCUCUUCCACUGAAAACAAGAAGCACACCAGAGUUCUCCUUAGUUCUAGACUUGGAUGAAACUCUAGUACACUGUAGUCUAAAUGAACUAGAAGAUGCAGCACUCACAUUUCCAGUUCUUUUCCAAGAUGUCAUUUACCAGGUUUACGUACGAUUAAGACCAUUCUUCAGAGAGUUCUUGGAACGUAUGUCUCAAAUCUAUGAGAUCAUUCUUUUUACCGCCUCUAAGAAAGUGUAUGCAGACAAAUUGCUGAACAUCCUAGAUCCUAAGAAGCAGCUGGUGAGGCAUCGGCUUUUCCGUGAGCAUUGCGUUUGCGUACAAGGCAACUACAUAAAGGACUUAAACAUCCUUGGCAGAGAUCUCUCCAAGACGAUCAUUAUUGAUAAUUCACCACAAGCCUUUGCCUAUCAGCUUUCAAAUGGGAUUCCAAUAGAGAGCUGGUUCAUGGACAAAAACGACAACGAACUCCUAAAACUGAUUCCUUUUCUGGAAAAACUUGUAGAGCUGAACGAGGAUGUCCGGCCUCACAUCCGGGACCGCUUCCGCUUGCACGACUUGCUGCCCCCGGAUUAAUCCGCGCAUGGGACGCCUUGGUCAAAUGGAGCGCAAGAGGAAGAAAACGCAGGACCCUUUUAUGUGUUUGUUUCUUUUUUGAACUGAAAAAUGAAAAAAACAAACAUUGCCAUUACUGUUGAAAUUUUGCAUUUUUGUACCCUCUCGCUUUUUCUUAUCUCUGGCGCCCGGCCGCCAUCGAGGGUCACGGAAGGACUUUCUAUUAUCGCCAAACGGAACCCAUCCCGUUCCAUGCAGUAGGUAGGCUAGAACAGACCCGUCUCUAGAACUAGUGUGACUCCAAUUCGUUUUGGUUUUCUUUUUCUUUUGUUUUUUAAUGUACAGGAUAUAUCUGCCGUUUUUAAUGAAUUCUGUUUCUGCCACCAGCAGUUUGACCUAUUAAAAAACACAGGAUUUUAUGAUAAUAACAGAGAUUGAAAAUGGACACUGGUUUUCUCUCUGUUCGGUGCUCUUUCUCUAAGUGGGUUUGUAGCCACUUCGUGUUCCUUUUAAGAGUCUCAUUUCAACAGGAAUGGCCAGUAAAUAUGUUUUUCCCCCUCCUUUCCUCCCGUUUAAGAUUUAUAACGUUUUUUACAUUUUUGAACCUGUAUUUAGGAGUUUAGAAUUUCAUUAUGCAUUCCUUUUAGUUUUGAGGCGGCUUCGUAGUUGUUUUUCCUUGAAAUAGCCAAGUUUUCUUAGGGUUUGUUUUUAUUAUUAUUAUUAUUAUUAUUAUUAUUAUUAUUAUUAUUAUUAUUAUUAUUAUUAUUGAACGGCCAUCUUUUUCUCCCCUCAGCUGCUUUCGUCUGCCUGCAUAUUGUAUAUUUGUUUAAAAACAAAAACAAAAAAUAUUACCUAGUUUUAUUCCAUGUAAGUUUCAUUUAUAUAUAUAUAUAUAUAUAAUUAUUUUUGUUUUGGUUUUUUUUCUGUAAUAAUGAUAAUAAUGAUAAUAAUAAUAAUAAUAAUAAUAUUCUACUGUAGUGGGAAAAGAUCUUUUUCAAAAAGAGAAAAAAACAAAAACAAAUCAAGAGACUGGCUAGAUGAGAAGAAAUAUAAGAAUUACUAAUAAUAUACAGAAUAUUUAAACCAUUGUGAUGGCAUGUGCUUUGGAGGGUGACGCGCAGGUUCACGGACCGGGAUCCAAGACGAAGAGGAGGAAGAGGAAGCAGAGCGCUGUCUGCAAGGAACCAAACGCGGCAAAGGGAGAGCGACUCGGAUCCGGAAACCCAUGGGCCUGCUCUGCAGAUGGUUGCAAUCAGUCCUCGGCAUUUCAUACAUUUCGCAGGGAAUGGCGCCGACGCGGUAACUAUGCAUCGCCAGAGAGAGAAGGUGCUUCUCUCAUACACUCCUCCCCCCAACGUGCCAUCAUAGUGGUUUUCUAUGCGAUAUGGGAAUGGCUUCCAAGCCACGGCCCCCUCAUGCAGUGCGUUCGCGAGGCCAAUAUUUUUGUAACGGAGCGUCGUCUCCUUUUUAGGAGGAGGCUUUUUAUGGAAAAAGAGGGGAAAUAAAAAUUUGUAGACGUUAGUAAACUUUGCCUCUGGAAAAAAAAAAAAGAAAGAAACUGCAUGGAGGGGCGGCCAUUGGCUCCGGGGGCCGUUUUUUGUGUAAAGGACGUUGCAGAAUGGCACUUUUUCUAAAGAGAAGUUUGAUAUUUUGUAUGCUUGUUAAAGAAAGUACAGUAUUGGAAGAAGAAGAAAAAAAAUUAAAGGUGGACAGCUGAUAAUUAAGAAGUAUGUCAAUUAAUUUUUUUAAUGUAUAUUACCUGUUUACUUGUACAAUUUUUAUUGUACAAAAAAUGACACACAGCUUCAUUUUCAAAUGAGUCCUUAAAAUAAGGAAAAUCUUUUUAGGAAGACAUUUAAUUUUUGUAUUUUUUUGAUUUAAAAGAAGAAAAGGCAUGAGUUAUGUCGACUUUUUUCCAAUGUAUUAAUGAAGAUUUUAACUUUUCAUCAGGUUGCGUGUUUUCUUACUAUAUUCUCUGUUGUAUAUUGUAGCUAGCACAUUGUGUCACAGAACUGUUUAAAGAAAAAAAACGUUAGCAUGUAGAGCAAGCCUGCUUUGUGGGGAAAUCAUUAUUUGUUUGCAACAAAAAAAAGAAAUUUAACAAUGAAUUUUCUGCACUCACACAAAUAUGGAGAAAAGCAAUUGCUGUCCAGAAUGCUGACUUCUUUGUAAUGUAAAGAAAGGUAUUUUGCUCGCAGAGAAAUGCUACAGAGAAUCUUUGAAAUGUAUUUAUCGUUAGGGCAUCCUUAUGCUGUUUUUGUCCUUUGACGUCUUUAUUGAAAUAAAAUGUACAUAAGGUUACAUUUCCCCAUAUAUAUCUCUGUAUGGAGGCAUAUAUAGAGAUAUAUAUAUAGAUAUAUAAAUAUAUAUGUACGAGUGUGUCUGGUUCCUGGAAACGUUCCCUUUCCGUUUUUGUAGAGACAUUGGAUUUGGAAACUUUUUAAGUUGGGGAAGGAAGGCUCCACGGUUAUUCUUAUGGGAAAAGCCAUAGGGGAGGACUCUUGACUUUCUCUAUGGCCCUUAUGGCAACCAAGAUCCCACCGCUCCCCUUUAUUAGUUUCAGUUGGUCAUAUUGGGUCUGCGUGCCAAGUUUGGUCCACAUUCUUUUCAGAAACAGGAGGCUGGUGCUCAUUCUUUCCGAGCAGAAAAGAUACCCAACUUUCUUACUCUGCUUUACCCUUGAAGGAGGGUUUUCAGCAGGACAGGGACUUAGAAAAGAGAGGUAUCUUAGAGGAAGACCCUCCUCUAAUAAUAAUAAUUAUUAUUAUUUUAUUUUAAAAUCGGUAUUUCUAGCAAAAGCUUUUGUUGACUAAAAUCUGUUGCAUCUAGAGCAGAACUUUCCAACCUUUUCAUGUUAGCGACACAUUUUUUGCAACACAGUAAUUCACUUUUAAUAGCAAGCCGGAGGUUAAACCUGGCUCCUUAUAACAGAUACGGACACAUACACAAUUUGUCAUAAAGAAAUCUACGGGGGCACAACAUAUAUUGUGAAAACCUUUCAUUGAUUUUUUAAAAUAUAUAUAUAACGUACAUAGUUAAUGUACAUAGGCAGUCAUGCCUAUGGCCACAUGACCUUGGAGGUGUCUAUGGACAACACUGGCUCUUCGGCUUAGAAAUGGAGAUGAGCACCACCCCCCAGAGUUGGACACGACUAGACUUAAUUUCUAUGGGAAAUCUUUACCUUUAACGUACAUUUCCAAGAUUUUUGUCGGUUCUGAAUAUGAUGGCGCAACUUGCUGACUCACGCAUCGCAACACAGAGUUUGGAAAGCUGUGAUCUUGAGCAUCACCCCACCCCCAGUUAGCCUGAAAGGUGUUACUAGAUUCCUUUAUGUCUUUUUAAGCUAAACCAGACUGUCACGGCUAUCCUUUUCAGUGCCCUGCUACACAGUAUUAUAUGGCACAUUAAGUUGUCUCAAGGAGAUGGUUUUCAGGCCCCCCCGGUGUGAUAGCCCCCCCCCUUCGCACUCAGUGAGAGAAUGGGUUGAACAUUUCUCUGCGACUUGAAGGAACACUGUACAGCCUUCCCUUUUCCUGGCCCUUGUGCAUUUCCACAGCUCUGCCCCAUGAAACCCGCUCUGCUGCUUUUUAGUUCCGCCAAUGCAUUGCAUAUGACAAACCUACCUGGUCUGUGACUUCUGAUCACUCAAAAAAAGGAGGAGGAAAAAUGCAGAAUUGACUUUCUUUUUUGCGACCUGGGAUGAUGAGGAAUGUAGGGAAAGUGAUGGUCCUGUCUGGGACAACCAAAUCAACCGUUGCAGGCUGCUCUGUAAAUACAUAUUAAAAGUAUCAUUUUGUAA
This is a messenger RNA of Anolis carolinensis (green anole), 5467 nucleotides long. It is a transcript of the gene ctdspl2, whose product is annotated as CTD small phosphatase like 2. Gene Ontology annotation, molecular function: phosphoprotein phosphatase activity. Lineage: Eukaryota; Metazoa; Chordata; Lepidosauria; Squamata; Anolidae. The transcript has 13 exons. The coding region runs from base 289 to 1689 and encodes 466 amino acids. The record is from RefSeq and is a predicted model, not a curated record.